Molecule: messenger RNA, 3800 nt
Organism: Cheilinus undulatus (humphead wrasse)
Lineage: Eukaryota; Metazoa; Chordata; Actinopteri; Labriformes; Labridae
Gene: sema4ab
Product: sema domain, immunoglobulin domain (Ig), transmembrane domain (TM) and short cytoplasmic domain, (semaphorin) 4Ab
Exons: 15
Coding region: 244-2697 (817 amino acids)
Biological process (GO): semaphorin-plexin signaling pathway; negative regulation of axon extension involved in axon guidance; positive regulation of cell migration
Molecular function (GO): semaphorin receptor binding; chemorepellent activity
Source: RefSeq, a predicted model, not a curated record
GUAAAGACUGAACCUCAGUCAGCGUUUCUCCCCUCGCAGUCACGUUUUUACCGCUGAUUUUACCGAGAACAGAGAAAACAAACACAUAGAGGAUUUACUUCAACAAAGGCGUCAAAACGCAAGAAAAAUUUAGUGAUGGUCAGCUGUAGGAAACAGAUCAUGUGGCUCCAGCUACGAUCCCCCUCAACCCCGCUCGUCUCUGUGGUUGAACAUCGACCUCAGUGACCCCGUCCUCUGACUGUGAUGGGGAUCCUCUGCCUGCUGUCUCUCUCUGUCGUCCUGCUGAGUGGACUGAGCUUGUGCAAGAGCGGACCAACCCCCAGAAUCUCCUUCAGCCUGGGGAGUCCUGGGAGACUUCUCUCUGGCUUCAGCAGCCCUGACGUCAGUAACACCACCACCCUGCUGCUCAGCCAUGAAGGAGACGUGCUCUACGUGGGCGCCAGGGACGCCGUGUUAGCGCUGGAUGUUAGCAACGAGGACGCUAUCACGUUAAGGAGCAGGCUUGACUGGAGUCCAUCAGAGAAAGAUCUGGAACAAUGCUCCAUGAAAGGAAAGAAGAUGUCCGACUGUCCAAACUUCAUCCGGGUUCUUCAGUUCUUGAACAGCAGCCACAUCUACGCCUGUGGGACAUUCGCCUUCAGCCCACGCUGCACCUACAUCAACUCAGAGACGCUAACAAUGAGCCUGAAACCAGAUGAAGGUCGAGGUCGCUGUCCUUACGAUCCCUACCAACGCAACACCGCCAUUAUUGUAGAUGGUGAACUGUACACAGGGACAGUUGCAGACUACAGAGGAAACAGACCGGUCAUCUCCAGACAUCUGAGUGAGGGCCACCGAGUCGACCUGAAGCUGGAUGACACGUUGGGAUGGCUUGAGGAUCCAACCUUCAUCAGCUCUACCUUCAUCCCCGAUGAGGAGAAGAUUUAUUUCUUCUUCAGCGAGGUGGGCAGAGAAUACGACUUCAUCGACAAGUUCAUCGUCUCCCGAGUCUCUCAGAUCUGCAUGAGCGACGUGGGCGGCCAGCGGACCCUGCAGAGACGGUGGACCACAUUUGCUAAAGCUCAGCUGCUGUGUCAGGCGGACAACGAGCUGCCUUACAACGUCAUCCAGGAUAUCGAUACGCUCCCACCAGUAGAGGGUGCUUCUGCAGAUGACGCGCUCUUCUACGGCAUCUUCACCUCCCAGUGGUCUGUAAACUCAGGACGCUCUGCAGUGUGCUCAUUCCGUCUCAGCGACAUCAAAUCAGUGUUUUCUGGUAACUACAAAGUCCUGAACCGGGACACACUGCAGUGGAGCACACGGGUUCAGGAGAAGGUCGCCAACCCCGGAGAGUGCGGCCUUCACAACGCCUCAGAUAACGCUCUACGUUUUGUCAAAGAGAACUUCCUGGCGGACGAAAGUGUGCGUCCUGUAGGACGGAGUCUGACGAUGGUUUCUGCGGAGCACACCUACAGUCACCUGAGCGUGCAGAGAGUUCGGGCCAUGAACCAGCGAGACUACACCAUCCUCUUCCUGCUCACGGAGUCUGGCUAUCUUCACAAAGCCGUGCUGCUUCAGGGCGGGGCUCAUAUCAUUGAGGAGGUCCAGGUGUUUGAGCAGCCACAGCCCGUCAAGAGUCUCAAGCUUGCCGUUGCACAGGCAGUGAUCUACGUGGGGACGUCGGAGGGCGUGGUCCGGGUUCCUACAGCGAACUGUUCAGUGUACUGGACGUGUCCUCAGUGUGUAUUAGCCAGAGACCCGUUCUGUGGCUGGGAUUCCAACAUCAAAGCAUGUGUGGACGUUUCCAAUGCCAAAACCCCGCUAGUUCAAGAUGUGGACCGAGGGAACGUGGAGGAGGCGUGCAGCAGUGUGUCUCUAACACACAGAGCAAGAUUCAGCCCCAGCAAACUGUCUGCAACCUCAUGUCCUGCCGGCGAACUCGUCUCCGUCUCCCUGAAUGAGGUGGUGCGUCUCCAGUGUCCCCCAUCCUCCCGUCUGUCCCGGCAGCAGUGGGAGCGUCCCAACAGCCGUCUGUCCCCUGACCUGUACCUUCACCUGGAGGAUGGCAGCCUGAGCUUUGUGGCCACGCCCACCACACUUGGCCACUACCUGUGCCUGUCAGAGGAGAACGGCUUCCAGCAAACCGUGGCUAUCUACCACGUCAAACAGAAGAGCAGCAACACACCACCGGCUCCACCAAGCUCCCACCCCGUCACUCAGACCGGGGCUGGGAUGAGGCCAAGAGCGGGGCCCAUACUGCAGGUGUCUGAGGGGCCGCAGAGGACAGAGCCAGGAACAGAAACUGAGCCCACGGCGCCCAGCACGGAUGCCCCCAGCACGCAGACGGACUCAGACCUGCCGCCGUGGACACAGGAAUCUGGACUUAGAGGGACUAAGCUGUGGGGAGAGGGACCUCUGAUGGGAUCCCGGAGCCCCUGUUACCUGAAGGAGCUGGUGGUGGUGUCAGUGUUGCUGCUGCUGAGCCUCAGCCUACUGCUCACCAUGCUGCUCUACACUUUCAGACAGCGCUGCCGCAGCCGCACCAGCCCCCACUCAGCCACGCCCCCCAGAGAUCGCAGGAGCUCCGUGGAGCACGAGGCUCUCCGGGGUCCCAGUAAACGCAACGGGAAGGCUCCACACAGCGGACAGGCGGGGGGGCUGGUCUGUAAUGGGGCUUUAACGGGGUCAAACGGACACUUACCCAACACACCAAUUUGACAUUGGACUAACCAACAACUGCAUCAACCACGGAUGUAGCGAAACGCUGCAUUUACAGGAAAUGAUCCACUUUUCAUUUUCUUUAAAGCUCCACGUUUAGUUGACAACUUUUAGUGUCGACAAGGGCACACAGAUCCACAAAGGAGUAUGCAUGCCAGGCCGGAGGUUGUCUGUUUGAGUUUCUCACUGUGUCCUAAUGGCGUGCAACACAAACACAACGUCUUCUCUUAGGAUGUCCUACUGGCCAGUCAGAGCUGCAGUCUGUCACCCUGUUAUUGUUUUACUUCUCUGUCGCUAAGGGCACACAAGCGUCAGAAAUUGCUGCACAAUGGGCAGCAUCUGACACUCAUCGUCUACACUUCAUCAGUUAAAUAUUUAUGGCUCUGCUCUGUAAAUUUCACUCCCCCCUUGUAAAAUAAGACAUCUAGUGCUUUUAUUCUGAAGGGGGAGAAAAGGAUGUCUGGUACUUUGUAUUAACGACUGCUUAACAGCGGUGAGCUGAGUAGUCUUUUUUGUCAUUAUCAUGAGUCCAAGUAACAUUUCAACACCAACAUGAAUUUGAUAAAUGCUGCUUUAUCUCUACUUUAUGAAAAAAGCUUUCAUGCACUGUGAGGGAGACAAGGAAUAGAAAAUCAAGACAAUGUUCCUGUAAAACUUCUGGUAGCACACCCUAGAUCAACAUCCAUGUCUUGUAUGAUGGCCCUGAAGGUAAAAUGCUAAAUUAUGUUCCCCAAACAUGUAAAUAUUAAAUGAAGGAAGGGGGAUUUUGUGAAAUAUAAAAACAAUUUGUGACACAGGCAAAAUUCAUCAAGCAGUUGGUUUUAUUAAUUUAAGAAAAGUACUAUUUGGACCUCAUACAGUGCAAACAUGACAACUUAAAGUGGCAGAGCAAAACUAGUUUUUAGUGUUUCAUUGACUUAUGGGAGCAAUUUUAUUUUCAGGAAAACACUGGCUACCCAGUGAAAAGAGCUCUGCUGCCCACUUUUGGGUCCCAACCCACUAGUUGAGAAACACUGCAUUAAUCAUCAAAACAUUUAGUGAAACACAUUUUUUUUUGUGCCAAACAAGCAAAAACUCCUUCAUGAAGGAAAAAAAAAUUGUGA